This is a messenger RNA of Orbilia oligospora ATCC 24927, 1089 nucleotides long. RefSeq lists its product as uncharacterized. The record is from RefSeq and is a predicted model, not a curated record. Lineage: Eukaryota; Fungi; Ascomycota; Orbiliomycetes; Orbiliales; Orbiliaceae. The coding region runs from base 1 to 1089 and encodes 362 amino acids. The transcript is spliced from 2 exons.
AUGUUCUUCGGGAAAGCACCCCCAAGAAUGAGCAUCUAUACCAGAGCACAUGUCUGCGCCAAAAUUCUCAUGUUAGCUUUCAACAUUGAAAAGAUAUAUGCCGCCCCCCUCAUAUCAGACACCUAUCAGAAUGUCACCAUGGCAAACGUAACAGGUCACCCGUUCACUAACCACUCGGGAAUACCUGUCUUCCCAACCAUUCUUAAUACUACAGUUCCAAUUGACACACACUCAAUCAAUACUACUGCCCCGACAUACACACGCCCAAUCAACACUACUGCUCCGGUAUACACCCACUCAAUCAACAACACUAGCUCAAAUUUAAUGCUUUCUGUUGGUGGAAAGAAGUCUUGCGCCAAUUGUGAAAUCAAUAGUAUUGACUCGAAUAACUCGGAGUCGCCAAUUCAAGCCGAUGCCCAAGCAGAUACUCGUAACCUGAACUCCACGAAAAAGGAGGUUCAUCCAAGUUUUUUCUACAAAAACAACAAGAUGAGAAUUAUGUGUGCUCCCUCAUCAAAAGUACUUGAUAUAGAACCGCACGAAAAUCCUGUCAAUUUCCCUUAUGAACAUUGGCCCCGUUGGAGGAAAGAGUAUGUUGAUAUAUCAAGAGCUCGGGUUGAUAUCGAGGUGCGCCAAAGUGUGUGUCGCGGGAGUUGUACCUGUGAUGAAAAUGGUGCAAUAAUCCCACGCGAUCAUGGUCGUAUUCACCCAUGCGGUCGCCAGUGGCAAGCGGACAGGUGUUCAGUAGUACUCGGUUGUUGGUGCACGGCCGUGCUCGUCCAAGCUGUUGUCGGGGAAAACCAGGCAUCAAUCGAAGAGUAUCAGGCAGCCUUGAACCGCAUCCCACAAACUGUUCGAAAUGAUAAUCAAGGUUAUUUCUGGCGCAUGAAUGGCCUUGGACUCCGUGCUUGGGACACUUUGACUUGGGAGCCUUCGGAAAUGGAUAGAAUGUUGACUAGCCCUCCUCUUCCCCAGGCACUGGAGCGCAUUCCAGAGAUCCUCCUAGGUCCCAAUGGCCGUCCAAGGACAUUUGAUCCGACUCCACGACGACGACGUCCUUAUGGCGACAGUAGUAAUGGAAACAAUUAG